This is a messenger RNA of Vairimorpha ceranae, 948 nucleotides long. RefSeq lists its product as hypothetical. Bases 1 to 948 code for a protein of 315 amino acids. Lineage: Eukaryota; Fungi; Microsporidia; Nosematidae. The record is from RefSeq and is a predicted model, not a curated record. The transcript has a single exon.
AUGAGUAAAAUUUUUACAUUUUCUGAUUUUGUGCCCCAUUUAAAUCUAUUAAAAGAUAUAAACAAUACUGGGAAAAAAUUAUCUAGUCGAUUUUCGUUCAGUAAUUGUGAGAAGAAUUUUUUUAAUGUUGUAUUUCCAAAAAAAGUAGUAUUUUUUAAAAACUUUGAUACAUCAUUUUAUUAUUGCUGUGAUUAUCUCUUAAAGCUCAAGGAAAAUGAAAAUUAUCAGUGUAUUUUUGAAGAAACAUAUCGAGAUUGCACCGAGAUUUGGGAUUUAUAUACGAAGGCAAAAGAUUUUGACUUUGCUAAAUACAAAAUUAUUUUUUAUAAAUUUAAGAGUGAAAAUCUCCUAAAUCACCUAUUAUAUAAAAUUUGUGAAAGUCCGGGUUCUGGUUCAUAUCCCAUAUUGAUCCAUAUAUUAGGUUAUUAUAAUAUUUUUAAUAAUGAUGAACUUAUUUUUCUUACACAAGAUACUUAUAAUAAGGAUAAAAUGCAAACAAAAUUUUUUUUUCAAAGUUUUUUUACUAAAGAGAAACUUUUAAAGAUUUAUUUUAUGAUGACACCGGAGAAUGAAGAAAUUAAUAAUUUGUUAUACACUCUUAUUUUCAAAGAAGCUGAGAAGUAUUUUAGAAAUUAUAAAAAGGAUGAACUUAGAAAUAUUGAAUUAUUUAAUGAUAUACAAGAGUUUUCUAAUUUAUAUUUAGGCCAUGAUAACAUGACUUUAAAUAACUUUUAUAAUAUCUUACUUGAAAAUUCACAAUUUAUAACUUUGUCAGGUGAAGAAAUAAUGACAAAAUUAUACGAAAGUGUGGCAUUACUAACUAAUUUAGAUGUUAAAUACAGUGUAGGACACGGAAUUGUUUAUUUUGAGAAAAAAAAUGCGCAGGAAAUGUUUAAAGAAUUAACAAUUGAAGAUUCCAAAAGUUACGUUGAAAGUUUAAAUAAAUGA